Lingula anatina is the source of this 2936-nucleotide messenger RNA. Its product is annotated as galactoside alpha-(1,2)-fucosyltransferase 2. The record is from RefSeq and is a predicted model, not a curated record. Gene Ontology annotation, molecular function: galactoside 2-alpha-L-fucosyltransferase activity. Gene Ontology annotation, cellular component: membrane. Gene Ontology annotation, biological process: carbohydrate metabolic process. NCBI's taxonomy places the organism in Eukaryota, Metazoa, Brachiopoda, Lingulata, Lingulida, Lingulidae.
AGCAAGCAAUGCUAUGUUCAUUGAUCUGCAACUGUAUAUCUAAGGAAAUUUAAUAUAUGCAUGGCAUGUAAACCCCAUAGCUUUAUCUUUACUUUCCAGCUCAACGGACCAGAAAAUCAUGCUAGAAAAUUAUAUGUGUGUUGUAACACUAUCUCUUAUAUCCUACAACUAUGGAUGGUAUUCUUCAUUUGCAAGUUGCAACACAUAUAUGUGGACAGUGUCUUCCAACCAAUUAUUCAUCACAGCUACAUAGUCAACCAUACAGACCAGUAAGUACAUGUAAAUACAACUUCUCAUUGUUUACUUCACAAAACUUCACAACUGUCUUUGAUUGUUUUUUUCCAGUGAGCAAAACACCAUGGUGAGAAAUUGCGUUUUGAGAGAUUUUAUAAAUAUUGGGAUUUGUAGACUUUGCACUUGCUUUUAGUAAAACACACUCUCACAUAUGUGUAAAAACAAGAAAAAAAUCCAACUGGAGCAACAAUAGCAUUUUCGUACUUCCUCUUUUUCAGAGCUAAGAAUCAACUUCAGUCAUGAGUAAUUACAAAGUUGGACAUGUGUGAAAGGAAACCACAAUGCACAUGACUCCGCUGUUCCUCUUGACUUUUUAUGUACAAAGAGCACAGUCCAGGUUUGAGCAGAUCCUAAAGAUCAAAUGGAUGACAAACUUACAUUAAUGAACAAGGUUAUAAUUUAGGGCAAAACAAGCUCAAAAUGGCUACAUUUCCUCAUGUACCAGUACAUUUAAUCACACUGACUAUAAUGCUGUUAUUUGUACCUGGAAGGCUAGGCAACAUGGAAACUGACAAAAACUGUUAUGUGGACUUAGCCCAAGUUUUUUUCAGGUAUUGUCAAGCACAUUCCAUCACAGCAACUUCAGAUAACUUUGUUACUUACAAGAAUCCUGAACUCAGUACAUGGAAAAUUGGACUAUCUAGAUAUAUUGAAAUCAACAUUAAUGGUACAAAGAUAAAAGACAGAAAAUAUUAUAAUAAUUAUCAAGAAUCUCUUGAUGAUAAGCCAAAUCAGAACAGGAGAGACAAACCCUAUAAACUAGCAAUGAGAGCAUAUGGGCAUGGAUUAGGAAAUAAAAUGUUCAUGUAUGCUUCAAGCUUUGCUGUGGCUCAGUGGAACAAGAUGGAAUUCAUUUACGACAAUCCAAGAAAAGAAAUAGAGAGUAUUUUCCAGCCCACAGCAAGGAUACUCCACUAUGAGCCCAAUCUCACUGACAGCUUUCUUCAACUGAAAACCUACACCUGCUGUGAGUUUUAUCCUGCUUUAAAAAGUCUCCCUCCAGAGAACAUUCACCUGUCUGGCUACUUACAAAGUUGGAGGUACCUAGAACCAUGGGAAAAAGAUGUACGAAGGGAGUUUACAUUUCAAGACCACAUACAGAGCACAGCCAGAGAGAGCCUCUUAAACAUGGUUGCUCAGCUGACUGAGACAUCAGAAAAUCAAACUUUUAUAGGGCUUCAUGUUAGAAGAGGAGAUUUCACCUACGACCAAAAUCUGAUAUCCCAUGGCCACAAAGUUGCUGAUGCAGCAUACAUUCAUAGAGCAAUGGCUUACUUUAAAGACAGAUACCCUGAUUCUAUCUUUAUUGUCUGCAGUGAUGAAAUGCCAUGGUGUAAAAAGAAUAUCCCAGACACUGAUGGCAAUGUAGUUUUCACUGAAGAAAGUAACCCAGCGUACGUAGACCUGGCUAUUCUCUCCCUGUGUAAUCACACAAUAAUGACAGUGGGGACUUUUUCAUGGUGGGCUGCCUGGCUUGCUGGGGGAGAAGCCACUUACUAUGCUGACUGGCCACAGCAAGGGUCAGGAUUUGAAGGAUCAAUGAAUAAGAGUGAUUAUUUUCUGCCUCAUUGGAUUGGACUGUGAAAUAAUUAAUUUCUGUGAUAGAAAGUUAAUCAUUGGACAUUUUCUAACAUUCUGAUAUUUGUUAAACCUGGGACCCAUUUCACCAGCUCCUGGCUGCAGCUAGGUAUAUCACAAUGCGCCAGGGGCGCCACAGUAGCCACUGUCCAGCUGCAGUACUGGCAAAACUGUGACCAGCCUGCUCACAGGUUGCUUGUGACAUCCCUUUCAAAUCUCUCUUUUAGAGCUGUGUAAUUUAUACCAUAUAAAAGUUCAGGAAAUUUUACAAUCUAAUGGGGAAAAAAAAACCUUUAUGAUAAUUGAAUAAUGAGAAGUAUAGUUAAUCUGAUGCGCUGGGCAGUGGUCACAGGUCUUUGGGUGUAAUAUAGCAGUUUUAAAAACUUCUAUAUCUUUGUUGCUUGUAGGAAUAUUUUAAAAAUUCCAAAAGAAUUGCAAUCUGUUUUGCAUUACCUUUCUGAAGAUAUAAAUAUUAUAUUUUUCUGAUCAGUUUGAAUUUUUUCUGAUAUACCCCAGUAUCUAUCCUGGCUUUUUCAAUGCUGAAUACCAACUGAUGUUACAUUCAAAAGUUCAAAGUUGAAAAUGUAUAUUAGUAUAUUUUUUUAAUUUCAUGUAAUUCUUACAGGUAUUAUAUUGAUGGCUACAUCAAAGCUUUACAUAGCACACAGUUUCCUUACACAACCAUAAGUUAUUUAGUGGUUUUUAAACAUUAUAACAUAUGACUAAUGACCAGAGCUAUAAUCAAGUAAGUGAACGUGACCCUACCUGAAACCAAGUUUUAAAAAUAUCCAUUAUUCUUUCUAGCCCUAAAUUUGCAAAUAAUAUAUUUUUUGCAAAUAGUGAUUGCUAUUAAUUAUUCUGACACUGAAUACAUACAUGUUAAUAGAUUAGGUACAUGUACAGUAUAUGUAUAUAUAGUUCUACAAAGUCCACUUUCUGUUGAAGACUAUAAUAUGCAUGUGCAAUAACUCUCCUUUUAAAAAUUCUAAAAAUGUGUUAUAUGUGACCUACAUGUAAUGCAGCACCCAAGUAAUACCUAAGGCUGAGGGGAAUGUGUGGGAAUU